Molecule: messenger RNA, 2611 nt
Organism: Mesoplodon densirostris (Blainville's beaked whale)
Lineage: Eukaryota; Metazoa; Chordata; Mammalia; Artiodactyla; Ziphiidae
Gene: CDH7
Product: cadherin 7
Exons: 12
Coding region: 254-2611 (785 amino acids)
Biological process (GO): multicellular organism development; calcium-dependent cell-cell adhesion; adherens junction organization
Cellular component (GO): catenin complex; plasma membrane; adherens junction
Molecular function (GO): cadherin binding; calcium ion binding
Source: RefSeq, a predicted model, not a curated record
AUGCCAACGCCCGGGUGGCUGGCGCCGGACGCCGCGGAGAGGGCAGCGAGCCCCCAGGUACCUAUUACACCAUUCUUUGGCGAAGGUUAUUCAGCAGUUGUGACCUCUCCCAACCGAACACUCUACAAAUUAUUAUCUCUGGACUCCCAGCUGACACCCUGCCGAAGGCAAGAGCUACUAAGCCAACUGGAACUGUGCCUUUUCUCUUGUCAAGGUUUUUUUCUUACACAGGAAAAAGAAAGAAAAAAAAAAGAUGAAGUUGGGCAAAGUGGAGUUCUGCCAUUUUCUGCAGCUAAUAGCUCUUGUCCCGUGUUUUUCUGGGAUGAGUCGAGCAGAACUCUCCAGGUCCAGAUCAAAGCCCUAUUUCCAAUCAGGGAGGUCCCGGACCAAGCGCAGCUGGGUGUGGAAUCAGUUCUUUGUGCUGGAGGAGUACAUGGGUUCAGACCCCCUCUAUGUAGGAAAGCUUCACUCUGAUGUGGAUAAAGGAGAUGGUUCCAUCAAAUACAUCUUGUCAGGCGAAGGGGCAAGUUCCAUUUUCAUUAUUGAUGAGAACACUGGGGAUAUUCAUGCCACCAAGAGGCUGGACCGCGAGGAGCAGGCCUACUAUACCCUCCGUGCCCAGGCGCUGGACCGGCUCACCAACAAGCCCGUGGAGCCCGAGUCAGAGUUCGUCAUCAAGAUUCAGGACAUCAAUGACAACGAACCUAAAUUCCUGGACGGCCCGUACACGGCCGGAGUUCCUGAAAUGUCUCCUGUGGGGACCUCAGUGGUACAAGUGACAGCAACAGAUGCUGAUGAUCCUACAUAUGGCAACAGCGCCCGAGUGGUCUACAGUAUCCUGCAAGGACAGCCAUACUUCUCAGUGGAGCCAAAGACAGGAGUCAUCAAGACCGCCCUUCCAAACAUGGAUAGAGAGGCUAAAGACCAGUAUUUGCUUGUUAUUCAGGCAAAGGAUAUGGUUGGUCAAAACGGAGGACUCUCUGGAACCACGUCAGUCACCGUGACCCUAACUGAUGUCAACGACAACCCGCCUCGCUUUCCUCGAAGGUCGUACCAGUAUAACGUCCCAGAAUCAUUGCCGGUGGCUUCCGUUGUGGCCAGAAUUAAAGCUGCCGAUGCGGAUAUAGGAGCUAAUGCUGAAAUGGAAUACAAAAUUGUGGAUGGUGAUGGAUUUGGGAUUUUCAAGAUUUCUGUUGACAAAGAUUCACAGGAAGGAAUCAUUACUAUACAGAAGGACUUGGAUUUUGAAGCCAAAACAAGUUACACGCUACGGAUAGAAGCUGCAAACAGAGAUGCCGACCCUCGCUUUCUAAGCUUGGGACCGUUCAGCGACACGACAACCGUGAAGAUCAUUGUGGAAGAUGUGGACGAGCCCCCUGUAUUUUCCUCACCGCUGUACCCCAUGGAGGUGUCAGAAGCUACCCAAGUUGGGAAUAUCAUUGGGACCGUAGCAGCUCACGACCCAGAUUCUUCCAACAGCCCUGUGAGGUAUUCAAUUGACAGAAACACAGACUUGGAGAGAUACUUCAAUAUUGAUGCCAACAGUGGAGUUAUUACAACUGCCAAAUCUCUGGAUCGAGAGACAAAUGCUGUUCAUAAUAUCACAGUCCUUGCAAUGGAGAGCCAGAAUCCAUCUCAAAUAGGAAGAGGCUAUGUAGCCAUCACUAUACUUGACAUCAAUGACAACGCCCCUGAAUUUGCCAUGGACUAUGAGACCACCGUUUGUGAAAAUGCCCAGCCAGGCCAGGUUAUCCAGAAAAUCAGUGCUGUCGAUAAAGAUGAGCCAUCCAAUGGACACCAGUUUUAUUUCAGCUUAACAAUGGAUGCAACGAAUAACCACAACUUCUCAUUGAAAGAUAACAAAGACAACACAGCCUCAAUUCUCACCAGGAGAAAUGGCUUCCGGAGACAGGAGCAAUCUGUUUAUUAUCUGCCAGUCUUCAUCGUGGACAGUGGAUCACCUUCACUUAGCAGCACCAACACCCUCACCAUCCGUGUCUGUGACUGUGAUUCAGAUGGGGUAGCCCAGACCUGCAACGCUGAGGCCUAUGUCCUCCCUGCUGGCCUCAGCACCGGAGCCCUGAUCGCAAUACUGGCCUGUGUCCUGACGUUACUGGUGUUGAUCCUCCUGAUCGUCACGAUGAGAAGAAGGAAAAAAGAGCCCCUUAUUUUCGACGAAGAGAGAGAUAUCAGAGAAAACAUCGUUAGAUACGAUGAUGAGGGUGGGGGGGAGGAAGACACAGAAGCCUUUGACAUGGCCGCGCUCAGAAACCUCAACGUCCUCAGAGACACCAAGACCCGGAGAGAUGUGACUCCAGAAAUUCAGUUCUUGAGUCGGCCGACUUUUAAAAGCAUCCCAGAUAAUGUCAUUUUCCGGGAAUUUAUUUGGGAAAGACUGAAGGAAGCCGACAUUGACCCCUGCGCCCCGCCUUAUGAUUCCUUGCAGACAUACGCCUUCGAAGGAAAUGGCUCGGUGGCUGAAUCGCUCAGCUCGCUAGAUUCCAUCAGCUCAAACUCUGAUCAGAAUUACGACUACCUUAGUGACUGGGGACCGCGUUUUAAACGACUCGCAGACAUGUACGGAACUGGCCCGGAGAGUCUGUACUCAUAG